This is a messenger RNA of Protobothrops mucrosquamatus (brown spotted pit viper), 546 nucleotides long. RefSeq names its product BLOC-1 related complex subunit 5 (gene BORCS5). NCBI's taxonomy places the organism in Eukaryota, Metazoa, Chordata, Lepidosauria, Squamata, Viperidae. The record is from RefSeq and is a predicted model, not a curated record. Gene Ontology annotation, biological process: lysosome localization; organelle transport along microtubule; positive regulation of anterograde synaptic vesicle transport. The coding region runs from base 27 to 530 and encodes 167 amino acids. Gene Ontology annotation, cellular component: synaptic vesicle membrane; cytoplasmic side of lysosomal membrane; BORC complex. The transcript is spliced from 3 exons.
CUUCGCCAGCCAAGCAGCGAGCUAAAAUGGAUGAUAUUGUGGUGGUGGCCCAAGGGACUCAGGCGUCACGGAACGUCAGCAGUGACCCAGAUGUCAUAAAACUGCAGGAAAUCCCCACUUUCCAACCUCUGUUGAAAGGUCUUCUCAGUGGGCAAAUGUCUCCGACCAACAUUAAGCUAGAGAAGUUGGAUUCUCAGCAAGUUCUCCAGCUGUGUCUCCGGUACCAGGAUCACCUUCACCAGUGCGCGGAAGCCGUGGCCUUUGACCAGAAUGCUUUAGUCAAGAGGAUCAAAGAGAUGGAUCUUUCCGUAGAGGCACUGUACGCGUUGAUGCAGGAGCGCCAGAAAAGGUACGCCAAGUACGCUGAGCAGAUCCAGAAGGUCAACGAGAUGUCGGCCAUCCUCCGCCGCGUCCAGAUGGGCAUUGACCUAACCGUCCCGCUGAUGGAGAGGCUGAACGGCCUGCUGCCGGAGAACGAGCGGCUGGAGCCCUUCUGCAUGAAGCCGGACAACAGGGAGCUCAGAUCGUAGCUUCCGUUCGCCCGGC